Messenger RNA from Parasteatoda tepidariorum (common house spider), 1288 nucleotides. RefSeq lists its product as uncharacterized. Lineage: Eukaryota; Metazoa; Arthropoda; Arachnida; Araneae; Theridiidae. The record is from RefSeq and is a predicted model, not a curated record.
UUAUCAGCUUUACAAAUAUCAUUUUGUUUACUGUGAGAAUACUUUUUCUAAUUUUUAACCAAUAUCGUUUUUAUUUCCUGUUAUGAAAUAGCUUGAAUUAGUGGCAACUGCAUUCUUAAUUUUCGUUUCUUGUUCUUGUUUCGAUAUCUAAAUUUUUGAGGAACUUGUUUUAUUGAAGUGUUUGACUAUUGUAAACUAUUUUUCUUAUCAUGGAGGAACAAGAAAAUAACGCUUUUGGAACCAUGCGUAACUUGAUUGAAAACCUUGAAUUGGAGCAAAGUAAUGUGCAGAACUAUCUACAAGAUUUAACUAAAAUAAGACAUUCAUUAGAAGAAAAAAUUGAAGCAGAUAAUCAUAAACUGCGAGAAUUGAAUGAUGUAGGACACAAACUGGAAACUGCAAAUAUAGUCAAUGAGUUUAAACUGGAAAAAAUAGAAAAGGACGCAGAAGAGUUGGAAAGGAAAAACAAAUUUCUACGAGAAAUAAUAGAAAAUGUUCACACUAAAAUUAAAACUAAUCAAGAAAAGUACGUCACUGAACUAGAACAGUUACAGACUGAAGUUGUUAAUUUAUGUGAGUUAUUCGGCUCAGCUGCAUUUACUUAUAGUAAAGAUUCAGUUAAAGCCGAAAUCGAAAAGAUAUAUAAAGCAACAGAGGAAGCUCAGAAAGAAUAUGAAGCUACACAGGAGAAGUUAAAUGUAGCCAAAAACGAGCUGGAUGAUAUAGUAUUGUACAGCGUUCCAACAAGUAAACAAGAAAUGGAGAUACCAUUAGGGCAGCGUAAAAUCGUUCUAAAUUUAUUUGAAGAAGCCCUUUUCGAAGAAGAAAGCAGGUUGGAUCAUUUGAAAAACAAAAAAGCUUCCAAAGAAUCAGAAUUAGAAAGUAACAUGGCAUAGUUUCUUACAAGAAAAAUAAGUUAUUUUAUCUAUCUCUCUAGACAUAUGUAACCUUCAAUAACCUCUUUUGUAACUUUUGUGCAAUACUAAUACAAAACAGUCUAAUGAAGACAUUUUUGUUAAGAUACCACAAAUGUGACAUACAGAAAGAAAUAAAAAUGAAAAAACUAUUUUUAUUGUUAUUUUUUAAAUAUAUAUACCCACACAAAAGUGUUAGUCACAAUUUUUUUUAGAAAUUUAAAUGUUUGUCAUUAAAUUUUAACUUUCCUUUUUAAAAUAGAAAUACAUUAGCUUAAUCAAAAGAACUUUUUGAAUGAUUGCAUGAUAAAAUAAAGAAGUUUUUGAUCAGUUGCAAAUACACUUAUGUAGAAAAUAAAAACUAAAAAAAAGUU